Molecule: messenger RNA, 1368 nt
Organism: Carassius carassius (crucian carp)
Lineage: Eukaryota; Metazoa; Chordata; Actinopteri; Cypriniformes; Cyprinidae
Product: homeobox protein SIX6-like
Exons: 3
Coding region: 146-922 (258 amino acids)
Biological process (GO): eye development; regulation of transcription by RNA polymerase II
Cellular component (GO): nucleus; transcription regulator complex
Molecular function (GO): DNA-binding transcription factor activity, RNA polymerase II-specific; RNA polymerase II cis-regulatory region sequence-specific DNA binding
Source: RefSeq, a predicted model, not a curated record
CAGAUCCUACCGAGACCAGUCGGUCAAGAGCUACUUUAUAUAACAGGUGUAUCAGUGUUUGUAAAUGGAUUCAGUCGCUCGCGCGCAAUGGUGAUAUAAACUUUAGUCGCGCCAAACUCAAACCUAAAACCAGACAGACCUAGUCAUGUUUCCUCUGCCGAUGUUCACACCUGAGCAGGUGGCUCGAGUCUGCGAGAACCUGGAGGAGACUGGAGAUAUGGAGCGCUUGGGGCGCUUCCUCUGGUCGCUGCCCGCCGCGGUGCCCGGUUCCGCCGGAGAGCUGCUCAACCGGCACGAGUCGGUGAUGCGCGCGCGCGCUCUCGUCGCCUUCCACGGCGGGAACUUCGAGGCUCUCUAUCAGAUCCUGCAGAGCCACCGCUUCACGCGGGAGUCCCACGCCAAGCUGCAGGACCUGUGGCUGGACGCGCAUUACCGCGAGGCGGAGCGCCUGCGGGGGAGGCCCCUGGGGCCCGUGGAGAAGUACCGCAUCCGGAAGAAGUUCCCCCUUCCUCGGACCAUCUGGGACGGCGAGCAGAAGACGCACUGCUUUAAGGAGCGAACCCGUAGCCUCCUGAGGGAAUGGUACCUGCAGGACCCCUAUCCAAACCCCUCCAGAAAGCGUCAUCUGGCCCAGGCCACGGGACUCACACCCACACAGGUGGGCAACUGGUUCAAAAACAGAAGACAGCGGGACAGAGCGGCGUCUGCUAAAAACAGAUUGCAGCAAGAUUCAUGCCUCCAUCCCUCCGGAAGCUCUCCAGAAUGCUCCUCGGAGCACAACACGCACCUCCAGGGCUCCUCACCGCAUCGUCCCAGGAGCCCGGGGGAGAACAGUGACUGUAGCUCUGGCACAGGGCCGCGAGGAACCGGGGCAUCCACCCCAGACAUAUCCGUCAGCAGCGACAGCGAGUUUGAGUCGUGAAGAACGCCUGCACCUGCCCUCCGAGACGGACGGAAAGACACGAGAGUUUGAAGCGUCUGGAGGGCAGAGGACUGCUGCUCGUACAUGCACUUAAAGGAAAGACCGAGAAAUCAGAUUGCAAGAAGUCAGGCUAAAAAGAACAGAGUUGCUCCCUUUUUCGUGAUCGGUUCGUCCCUGACCAAAGAGGAUCUGCCAUUUUAAGGCUGGACCUCUUAAAAGGCACGUGCCAAAUCAAUCUCUUCAGGUUCACUGGCUUUUUCAAUCAUUCUAUUGCUCAGGUGGCACAAAAUAUGAGACGCAUCGCACAGAAAGACAUUUAUUAUGCAGAUUGUGUAUUUGAAAUCGAAUCUAGAUCAUCCAUCCCGGCCUUUCAUAGCUCUGCAAACAUCUGUCAAAAGCAUGAAGCGGUUAGAUCUGCUUGUCCAAAAAGAGACCCACUGAAAACA